Molecule: messenger RNA, 7643 nt
Organism: Clarias gariepinus (North African catfish)
Lineage: Eukaryota; Metazoa; Chordata; Actinopteri; Siluriformes; Clariidae
Gene: lrrk1
Product: leucine-rich repeat kinase 1
Exons: 34
Coding region: 189-6302 (2037 amino acids)
Biological process (GO): protein phosphorylation
Molecular function (GO): ATP binding; protein binding; protein kinase activity
Source: RefSeq, a predicted model, not a curated record
ACCAGGAAGUGAAGAGAAGCAGAAGUGAUUCCGUGUGUAGGAGCUGAAUCUCGUUACAUAACACAGCCAUUUAGGACUGUCCACAGUGUCUAAACCUGCCUCGAGUCAGUGUAACCCGGGGUUUUGAGGCGGUUUGAUGUGAAAUGGCGGGAUGAACAUAAGGGCUUCAUGUGGAUUUUCCUGGAUGUAUGUAUGAUGACAUCGUCAGACUGAGACUCUGUAACAUGUACUGGAAUGUUGGAGCUGAUGAAGACUCUGAAGACCAGCCUGCCUGCUGCAAUGCUGAGCAAGAUGGCAGUGCAGAAAUGGGAGCCAAGCACUCGGCGGCGGGCAGUGCUGUCUUGUCCCAGUCGCCCACCUUAGAAAACAUCCGCGAAGCAUAUGUGCAAGGCGAAGAGCUCAAGGCGCAGGAGCUGAUCCGGAUCGCCUGCCAGGAGAGCGGCGGAGGGCGAGCAGACAUGCUAGAGCUCCUGUGCGCUGCCAGUCAGCAUGGUGACAAAGAGAGUGUUCGGUUCCUGUUGAAGGAUGCUCGGGUCCCUUUUCCUCAGGAAACCACUGAAGGAAAUCCAGCCAUCUUGGCUGCACAUUAUGGCCAUUGCUCAGUUGUUCAAGAGCUUCUGAACUCCAUUCCAUCUCCAUGUAUUCGUAAAGAUCUGUUGAACUGGAUGCUGGCGACGGCGUGUCAGCAGGGUCAUUUGGAGGUGGUAAAGCUGCUGAUUCUCAAUUACCAGGCCGAUGCCGAGGACUGCGCCCUGCACAGUGAUGAGUUUGCAGUCAUUACUGGCCUGCCGCUGUAUGCUGCAGCCAGGGCAGAAAACAAGCAGAUCGCUACGUUUUUGCUGGAAAAUGGAGCCGGUUUUUCUUCAUACGCCUUGAUGGACCAUCCAAAGUUCACACAGGAGCUGCUGAGAGAGCGCCUGGUGGAGGACAGAGAGACACGCAGUGACGGCAGAGUGCAGCAACCUGUGAGUGUGCAGUGGUCAGGAUUAAAGCUGCCAUGGUUGGAGCUCGACUGGUUCCUGGAUGUUUCCUCCAGGAUCACAGUGCUGGAUGUGUCACACAACGGCCUGAGCUCUCUGCCCUCUGUGGUGCCGUGGGGUUUCAUUAACCUGCACACGCUCAAUCUCUCACACAACAAACUCAAAGAGCUGCCCACACCCCAAUCCUCCCAGGAGAUCAUUUGUCUCAGAUUACGCCAGGUCAAUUUGUGUGAGAACCAGUUGGAGAGUCUCCCGGUUGGCUUCCUGCAUCUUAGUCAGAUCCAGAGACUCUUCGCAGCCAAGAACAGACUCAGCGUCCUCUUCAGCAUCCCUAAUGGCACUAACUGGAUCGGGCUGCGCAGGCUUCAGGAGCUGGACGUGUCUGAUAACCACCUGAUUGAUCUCCCAUCCAGCGUGAUGCACUGCUUUAAGUCCCUCAACAGCCUCAAUAUCAGCAAGAACAGACUAAGCCGCUUCCCGGAUCCCUGGGCCUGUCCUCUGAAAAUCUGCAAAGCUGCAUCCAAUCAGAUCGAAAGUCUUCCUGACACAAUCUCUAUUUUUUGGAGGACUCACUUGAAGGAGGUGGACUUCUCAGAGAACGCCCUGAAGGAGCUGCCCUCUUACAUAUUUGAGCUUGAGGCCAUCGUCUCUCUGAAGCUAUGUGGGAAUCAGAUCACCACCCUGCCGCCUCCAAACAAUUGGAAAUGCUCUCAGCUUCGAACCUUAGACCUGUCCAGAAACCAGCUAGGGAAGCAAAUCAGGACGGAGGAGAACGCUAAGACCAGGAGGCUCCCCUUCUUAACCACGUGGCAUCGCAGAGACCCAGAACCAGCUUGUCCCAUCCAGUUUCCCGAAAUCCUGCGGGAUUCACUGGAAGUCCUCUUCCUCAACGACAACCAGCUGGACUGUGUGCCUCCGUCCGUGUGCACCCUUAAAACCCUGUCCGAGCUCUAUCUGUCCAAUAAUCCAGGCAUCCAGGAACUCCCAGCUGAACUAGGUCAACUUUCAAACCUCUGGCAGCUAGAUAUAGAGGAGCUAAACAUCAGCAAUGUGCCCGCAGACGUCUGCAGGGAUGGUCCGGCGGCUGUGCUGGCAUUCCUGCGUGCUGAGCUGCGCUGUGCCGAGGCCUGCAGGUUGUUGAAGCUGAUGUUUGUCGGUCCGCCGCGUCAGGGGAAGAGUACUCUCCUAGAGGCCCUUCAAACCGGAAAAAACUCAUUGUUUUCCCCAUCUGAUCACAGCAUCCGCACCUCAUCCUGGCUCCUAGAGAGACCCAGUGGAGUCAAGAAUAAUGUUGACUCUGUGUCCUUUAACGUGUGGGACAUCGGCGGUCCGGCCAGCAUGUCCACAGUGAACCAGUGUUUCUUCACGGAUAAAGCUCUAUAUGUGGUGGUUUGGAACCUGGCACUAGGAGAGGAGGCUGUGGCCAACCUGCAAUCAUGGCUGCUCAACAUAGAGGCCCGUGCCCCAAACUCAGCAGUAGUGGUCAUUGGUACACAUCUGGACCUCAUUGACACAAAGUUUCGCACAGAGAGGAUUGCCACACUACGAGCCUACAUCCUGGCGAUAUGCAGGACACCAUCGGGUGCCAGGGCCAGCGGAUACCCCGACAUCACCUGGAAGCACCUGCAUGAGGUGUCGUGUAAGAACCUAGAAGGCAUGGAUGGUCUCAAGAGGCUCCUGUAUCAGGUGGCCUGCUCCAUGAAGGACAUCAGUAAUCCUGCCAGCUGCCACAAACUGGUGGGAAGACUGAUCCCCAAAAGCUACCUGACUCUUCAGGAGGCCGUGUUAGCCGAGCGUCAGAGGAGAGAUGCCGAAGACAAGGUGCAGUACCUGACGGACCUGGAGCUGGAGGAGAUAAUCGAACAAAGCCCAGACAGUGAUAUCAAAGACUACGAGGACCUCCAGAUUGCGAUAAAUUUUUUAAUCGAGACGGGCACCAUGCUGCAUUUCCCUGAUACAAGUCAUGGUCUUUGUAAGCUUUACUUCCUGGAUGCCGUAUGGCUAGCUGAGUGUUUGGAGCGGAUUGUGCACCUAAAGAGCUCGCGCUCUGUGGCGCGUAACGGCCUGAUCCGAACCGAAGACCUGCGUCUGCUGCUGAAAGGCACCGGCUUUACCGAGCACACUGACGAACAGUACUUCCAAUUCCUUGCCAAGUUUGAGAUUGCGCUGCCAGUGGCCAGCAACAGUUAUCUCCUGCCUCACCUGUUGCCUCCCAAACCAGCCAUGGAUAUCCACUGCUUCCGUCAACAUACCAGCAACACUAUCCAGCGCCAGUUUAAGAUGAGCUUCGUUCCAGCAGGAUUCUGGGAGCGCUUCAUCGCCCGCAUGCUGAUCAGCCUCAGUCAGAUGGACCUGCAGGCCUUGGAGACCAAGAAAGGCUCACGGAACCCACGGAACAGGAACACAGUGAUUUAUAGCUUUGCCGGGAAGCAACUGAAGAACCGCUGCAGCACAUUCCGAGUGCGUCGUAGCCAAACCAUCUACUGGAAAGAAGGGCUGUUGGUCACCUUCGAUGGGGGAUACCUGAGUGUGGAGUCAUCAGACCUGAACUGGAAGAAAAAGAAGAGCGGUGGCAUCAAGAUUAUCUGUCAGUCAGAGACUAGGGAUUUCUCAGCGAUGGCCUUCAUUACGGACCACGUUAACUCUCUGAUAGAGCAGUGGUUUCCUGCAUUGACAGCGAGCGAGAGUGAUGGAUCUCUGCUGAUCGAGCAGUACGCUCCCUGUCCUUAUUGCACUGCAGUGUCGCGCCACACCGACUCACUUCCCCAGACCAGCUCUACUUCGAGUGCAGUUCACUACUUUAACAUGGAGGACUGCGUACUUGCCGCUGCUGAGAAAGACUACAUCACCUGCCCCAAUCACCCUAAAGAGGUUGUGCCACUCCAGGAGCUCGUACCAGAGCUCUUCAUGACUGACUUUCCCUCACGGUUGUUCCUGGUGAAAAGUGAACUGGAGUGUAGUGAACAGGAAAAAGAUAUCCUCGGUCAGGGAGGCAGCGGCACCAUCAUCUAUAAAGCCAAGUACAGAGGCGAGCCAGCGGCCAUCAAACGCUUCCACUUUAAGAAGUGCAGACAGCAGACACUCAACCACGGCACAGAUACCAUGCUGAAGCACUUGCAGUCGAUGGACGCUUCCAGAAGCUUCUCCGAGUUUCGGCAGGAGUCUAGCAUGUUACACACCCUGCAACACCCCUGCAUCGUGUCCCUGCUGGGCAUCAGCAUUCACCCGUUGUGUUUUGCACUACAGCUGGCUCCACUUGGGAGCCUCAACACUGUGCUGGAGGAACGUAGCAAAGGCUCCUUGUUUAUGCCCCUGGGCUACAUGCUGACCUUCAAAGCCGCCUAUCAGGUUGCUGCAGGCUUGGCCUACCUUCACAGGAAGAACAUAAUCUUCUGUGAUCUGAAGUCGGACAACAUCCUCGUGUGGUCACUGCAGGUGGAGGACUCGGUUAACGUCAAACUGUCCGACUAUGGCAUAUCCCGCCAGUCUUUUCAUGAGGGAGCAUUGGGAGUGGAGGGCACGCCGGGAUACCAGGCUCCUGAGAUCCGCCCUGGCAUCGUCUAUGAUGAGAAGGUGGAUAUGUUCUCUUAUGGAAUGGUCUUGUAUGAGCUGUUGUCUGGCCGUCGCCCAUCGCUGGGUCAUCACCAGCUGCAAAUAGCGAAGAAACUCUCCAAGGGCAUCCGGCCUGUCCUGGGAAUUCCAGAGGAAGUGCAGUUCUACUGCCUGCAGGCUUUGAUGCAAGAAUGCUGGGAUACCAAACCAGAGAAACGUCCUCUUGCCAUGCCUAUCCUCAGACAGAUGCAGGAGCCGAGUUUCGCCUGUCUGAGAUACCUGUUGCCCUGCGAGCAGCACAACCAGCUCUUCCUCUCUUCACUGCAGGGCUACAACGCCGUCUUCUGGGAUGGAGAAAAAGACACCAGGAACUACACGGUGGUGAACGCAGACAAAGGUCAGGUGGAGGUGAAGCGAAUGCCGUGUCCAGGAUCACGACUCAGCUGUCAGCUGAAGACGGAGAACACCCUGUGGACCGCCACCGAGGAGCAGGAGGUCUUUAUCUACAGCCUAAAAGAGAUGUGUCCCCUGAGUCAUCCGCAAAAACUGCUUUCUUGUCCGGCUGUAGUCACAUGCCUCGCGCUGCUGCCAGCCAGGUCAGAGUCCCCACCACAGGUAUUUGCUGGCAUGGCAGAUGGCCUGAUUUCUGUGUACACUCUAGUGGAUGACUUGCCACUGGAAGGUGAGGCCUACGUGUGCUCUCACACAGUAAACAAGUCACUGUUGGGGAUGGAAGAUUUGGACCCACGCCAAAGGCCGUACCCUGUAAAGAGCAUUGUGCCUGUACGCUCGGGCUCCGAGGUGUGGUACACUAACGGGCCCGGAGUGCUUGUAAUCGACAGCUUCACGCUGCAGCCCAUUCGCCGCCUUGAUCCUUACCUCCCCCCUUCCUGCGUGGUCUCCAUAACAUGCGCUCCAAGUUUUCGAGGUGACGAGGCUGUCUGGUGUCUGGAUGACCACACUAACACGCUGCUGAUGUACCACGCCAACAGUUACCAGCUCUGCGCUAGCUACAGAUGUGGUGACUUGCAUCCAUUCCGAGACGUUUUUCCCAUCCAGAAUCCAGCAGGAGUUACAGAGGUCUCUUUGCAUACAGAGGUACAAACACAGGAAGAAGAACCAGAGACACCUGAGCUUAAACCAAAUGACACGGUAACAGUAAUUCACAGCGAGGAUGCCGGCAUACAGAUCCUCAGCCAGCAGGACUCAGUAGAUUACUGCUCUAUCAGCUCCUCAGAGUUCAGCUCAGAGCACCUUGCAGGACUCACCAACACUGACGGCUCAAGCUCAGGAGUCCUCAGUUCACUAGCCAGCUCCAGCAGCAUGCCCUUCUCCACGGACUGCGAAGAUGCAGACAGAGCUCAGGAUGAGCAGGUCUCAGAGGAGUCUUCACCACUAGGAAGCGCAGAUCCAGCAACACACAGCCAGAGUCUUCUUCACCUUCAGGCCCUUAAAGUGGUUCCAGUCAAUGGCACAAUCUGGAUACCCAGGUGCGGAGGAGACAUAAUGGUGAUCGAGGUGCAGGAACAGUCUGGGCUGCUCAGAGGUCGUGUGAUUGCGGUGCUGACUGUCCCAGGAGUACAACAAUACGGGGCCCUAGUGGAAGCUGCGUUAGUUGCAAAGGACACUGUUGUAUGCGGCUUUCGUAACGAAAACAUGGCCUGGUGCCUGGCUGUCUGGAGGGGCUGGGGAGGCCGCGAGCUCGAGCUCUUCUACCAGUCCUACGAGGAGCUCGGCCGUUUGGAGACUAACAUGAGAAAAAGAAGGUAGCUGUGUACAAGUGUGUGUGUGUGUUGCGGAGCAGAAUCGCAGCACUGUGUGGCGAAAGGUGACUUUAGGGAAUACACACAUAUGUAAAGGUAAAAAGACUCAACUAUGGAGAGUGGAGUGGACCUGCGCACUAGACGCUACACACGUACACACACACAUACCCAAGCCUCGGAGUGAGGGGGCUGACCGGAGAGGCCUCGAUAUGCAAACAGACACACCAUACACAGUUGCCAUAUGAGCUUACCUACAUACAUUAUGGACUGCAUCAUCACACACACACACACACACACACACACACUAUUAUAUUGGCUGAAUCAGAAGCAAGACUAAAAAGUCAGUAAGAGUAUACAUUAACUCAGCAAAGGCACACACACUGAGAAGUAGUACAGCAUAGCAAAAGUAUGCUCAGACGUCCUGUAACAAAAGCUCAGCUGUAUUGGAUGCGUUUCUGAGAGCCAAGUAUUCGUCAAACAUAUCAUGAUCAGCAAUCAGCAGUUCUGUAUCAACCUUAUCUUCCCCAGAGCAACUUCUUUAUACUUCGAAGCGAAUGUGGUGGCCAACGGCUAGCCAGUAGCAGUGAAGCUUGAGAUUUAAUCAGAUGAGUUCACAGGUUUUAGAAUGAUUUAGAAAAAAAUCAUCUUUGAAGGUUUUUCUUCUUGGUCCGAAUGUAAUCGAUCAGCCAUGAUUAAUGUUCAACAUUCGGUUCUUUUUUAAUUUUUGCACUAGAGCAACGAGGCUAUUGUACAGUAGGUAAUAAGUAAUAAAAAUCUGUCUCAUCCCGAAAUCCUUUCACACAGUGAAUUGUUGCAGCCUCGAUCAGACCACAUGCGGUUCUUAGGUAAUGUCACACCGACCUGCUGACGUCGUUUGGGAUACAGCUGAAAUUUCGUCCUAGACAACUUUCUUCCCUCAGAUCAGUUUGGUAUAACUGUUAGUACUCGGUUUAUAAGUGUAACUGUAAUGGAAAGUUUGUUACCGGGCCUCCGAGUGGCGCAGUGGUAAAGUGCUCGCCCUAUCAUCCUGGGAUUGCUGGUUCGAUCCCCGGGUGAUGCUGUUACCUCUCACAGCCGGAGGUUUAGAGAGCUCUCUCAUAGGGGAGGGAUGAGAGGUACUUUGUGCUCCCACAUGGGGAGCUAGCGCUUUCCUCCGAGUGUGUUACUUCGUCCCUAAUGGUGCGUAAGCAAGCAGUUCGAAAAGAUGCGGUCGGCUGACGUCACACGGUUCGGAGGAAACACGUGAUCGUCUUCGGCCCUCCCCGCUGAAUUGUAGUAGUAGCCUUAAUGUGGGAGCCCCCUAGCGACGGGGAGGAAUUGGCCACGACUAAAUUAGGGAGAAAAUUAA